CCUCCUGAACGGUAAAUUGACAAUUUUUUAGUGGUAUGGUGUAUGGUUCAAGUUGACGCUGCGCUGCAGCUGUCAUAGUUUAAUUAAUAACAAAAUUUAAAUUUUAAAUUAAAAUUUUUGUAUAAAAAUAUUCCAGUAACUAAUUUCUACAUAACAAGUUUUUACAGGUGAAUAUCCGGGUAACUUCAGGAACUAAAUAUGGCUAGAGGACAACAAAAACUCCAAUCACAAGCGAAAGCUGCAGAAAGGGCUGCCAAAGCUAAGAAACAACAAGGGCAUAGUGCUACGGACCAGAAAAAAGCUGCCCAAAAAGCUCUAGUUCACGUGUGUGCAGUUUGUAAAGCGCAGAUGCCCGAUCCGAAAACCUACAAACAACAUUUUGAAAAUAAACAUCCAAAGAAUGAGGUGCCUGUGGAACUUAAAGAUGUAUAACAUAUUGAAAACCUUGAAACCGAUAUGUGUUCAAUUUUUUUGGACACAAAGGUAAUCAGAAUAUUUUCAACUUUAUUUCUCAUGUUAAUUUUAUUAUAGGUUUUAUGUUUAUUAUAUGUAAAUCUUUUCAAUGGCUUUUUUGGUUUAUUGUAUAUGUAUUUUCCAUUUUUCGAUAUUUGUAAUUAUUAAAAAAAACUAGGUAUUUAUAGCCAA
Diorhabda carinulata is the source of this 645-nucleotide messenger RNA. Its product is annotated as zinc finger protein 706-like. The record is from RefSeq and is a predicted model, not a curated record. The transcript is spliced from 3 exons. Bases 199 to 432 code for a protein of 77 amino acids. NCBI's taxonomy places the organism in Eukaryota, Metazoa, Arthropoda, Insecta, Coleoptera, Chrysomelidae.